Molecule: messenger RNA, 589 nt
Organism: Temnothorax curvispinosus
Lineage: Eukaryota; Metazoa; Arthropoda; Insecta; Hymenoptera; Formicidae
Product: ecdysone receptor-like
Exons: 1
Biological process (GO): positive regulation of transcription by RNA polymerase II; negative regulation of transcription by RNA polymerase II; cell differentiation
Cellular component (GO): nucleus
Molecular function (GO): ecdysone binding; nuclear receptor activity; RNA polymerase II cis-regulatory region sequence-specific DNA binding
Source: RefSeq, a predicted model, not a curated record
UCGAUUCAAUUCUAACGCAAUUAAAUACUUAUAUCACUAUGAUAAACUUUAUAUUUUAAUUCCAGGAAGGGACGAAUUAUCUCAACCGGGUUCAAUAAAUGGCUAUGGAAAUAAUUCCGGAGGUGGCGGCGGCAGCGGGGGUGGUGGUAGUAACGGAGGUGGAAACGGUGGCGGAGGCAACGGGGUUGGAAGUGGUAGUAAUGAGGGAUGCGAUGCGAAGAAGAGAAAAGGACCUACGCCUCGACAACAAGAAGAAUUGUGCCUUGUAUGUGGCGAUCGUGCGUCUGGUUAUCAUUACAACGCCCUUACGUGCGAAGGCUGCAAGGGCUUUUUCAGACGAAGCAUCACCAGGAACGCUGUGUAUCAGUGUAAAUAUGGCAACGGCUGCGAAAUCGACAUGUAUAUGCGCCGCAAGUGCCAGGAGUGCAGACUGAAGAAGUGUCUGACGGUUGGCAUGAGGCCGGAAUGUGUUGUGCCCGAGUACCAAUGUGCGGUGAAGAGAAAAGAGAAGAAAGCGCAGAAGGUAGAUACUAUAUCGUAUUAUUUAAAUUAUAUGAUGUUUUUUUUUAAAGCUAUUUUCAUGAGUUAA